Messenger RNA from Caenorhabditis bovis, 474 nucleotides. NCBI's taxonomy places the organism in Eukaryota, Metazoa, Nematoda, Chromadorea, Rhabditida, Rhabditidae. The record is from the annotation of a GenBank genome assembly.
AUGAAAACCAUCGUCAUCGGACUGGUGUUGGUUUCGCUUGUGAGAAGCUGCCAACAUCUGACCGAGAGUGACGUGCGAAGGGCAACAGAUGCUGUCACCAAGAUUCUCGACACCGCGUUUCUUACCAACAACCCAACAUUGAUAGCUGAUCUGUUCGACAAGUCCUCCACUUAUAAGUUCUGCAAGGAAAAGACAUUUUCGAAAGGAGUUCCAUAUUUUGAAAACAUUAUGGACGUUAAUUACAGUCAGUACCAAAUCGAGAAAGUAUUUGUGAACAAAAACACAAUAUCGUUCAAUUUCUUCCAUUAUACCAUCAAUAAGGAGCACGGAAUCACACUCAUUACUCGCGGAUUUAUGUCUCUCCAUUAUGAUGACUCUCAGAAGAGAUUCUACAUUUCCAAGUACGCGCAAGUAUGCCCCGAUGAGCUUAUUCAUUUAAUUCCUUCAAACCAACAAAAAUAUGAAAAUAAAUAA